Molecule: messenger RNA, 1505 nt
Organism: Brassica oleracea var. oleracea
Lineage: Eukaryota; Viridiplantae; Streptophyta; Magnoliopsida; Brassicales; Brassicaceae
Product: gibberellin 20 oxidase 1-like
Exons: 3
Coding region: 273-1403 (376 amino acids)
Biological process (GO): gibberellin biosynthetic process; unidimensional cell growth; flower development
Molecular function (GO): gibberellin 20-oxidase activity
Source: RefSeq, a predicted model, not a curated record
CUCGUCCACAAAUCACUCGUCCACAAAUCACCCAUCCACAACUGUCUUUUCUAUUAAGGGCAAAAUUGUCCACAACUGGCCCACAACAAAAUGUGUAACAUGUAAGAAGUGUCUCUAGCUGUAUUAGAAAAUCAAAAAGUUUCCUAGUGUAAUCAACUCUAUAUAUAUAAAGACUGAACCGACCCUUCUUGGUUCCCGUAUCCCCUCGCAAUACUCAACAUACCAACAACAACAUAAUACCAAGAAGAAGCGAAGGCGUGAAACAUCAGAAAAUGGCGGCGAAUUGCGUAAUAACAUCCCCUGAGGAAGAACACACACCAAAACUAGACCUUGUGACGCCACUUGUCUUCAAUCCUUCAAUGCUUAACCUCCAAGCCACUAUCCCAAGCCAGUUCAUUUGGCCUGACGAUGAGAAGCCUUGCCUCGAAGCUCCCGAGCUUGACGUUCCCCUCAUCGAUCUCCAAAACUUCCUCGCCCAUAGCCACUCCACGUUAGAUGCUUCCAGGCUCAUCUCCGACGCCUGUAACAAGCACGGUUUCUUCCUCGUGGUCAAUCACGGCAUCAGCGAGCAGCUUAUAUCUGACGCUCAUGAAUACAUGUCCCGCUUUUUCGACAUGCCUCUCUCUGAGAAACAGAGGAUUCAGAGAAAAGCAGGCCAGAGUUGUGGCUACGCAAGCAGUUUCGCUGGCCGUUUCUCCACCAAGCUUCCGUGGAAGGAAACCCUUUCUUUCCAGUUUUGCGACGACAAGAGCCGCCCAAAAAACGUUCAAGAUUACUUCUGCGAUGCGUUGGGACAUGAGUUUGAGCCAUUUGGGAAAGUGUAUCAAGAGUACUGUGAAGCAAUGAGUUCUCUGUCACUGAAGAUCAUGGAGCUUCUAGGGAUAAGUUUAGGCGUAUCCGGAGACUACUUCAAAUCUUUUUUUGAAGAAAAUGAUUCCAUAAUGAGACUAAAUUACUACCCUCCAUGUCAAAAACCAGAUCUUACAUUUGGAACAGGACCUCAUUGUGAUCCUACUUCUCUUACCAUCCUUCACCAAGACCAUGUUCAUGGCCUUCAAGUCUUUGUCGAUAAUCAGUGGCGCUCCAUCAGUCCUAACCCCAAGGCCUUUGUGGUCAAUAUCGGUGAUACUUUCAUGGCUCUAUCAAACAAUAGAUACAAAAGCUGCUUGCACCGGGCGGUGGUGAACAGCAAGAGCGAGAGGAAAUCACUUGCGUUCUUCUUGUGUCCAAAAAAGGACAGAGUAGUGAAGCCACCAAGAGAGCUUUUGGACAGCAACACACCAAGGAGAUACCCUGACUUCACUUGGUCUAUGUUGCUUGAGUUCACUCAGAAACAUUAUAGAGCAGACAUGAACACUCUCCAGGCUUUCACAGAUUGGCUCACCAACAAACCCAUCCAAUAAGUAAAAGCAAUAUAUAUAUAUAUAUAUGUCUUUGUCUUGUUAGUUACUAUGUUCUUUAUAUUUCAUGUAUAUGGUAAUAGAUCAAUAACACCCUUAGUACUU